This is a messenger RNA of Momordica charantia (bitter melon), 2445 nucleotides long. RefSeq names its product transducin family protein / WD-40 repeat family protein. The record is from RefSeq and is a predicted model, not a curated record. Lineage: Eukaryota; Viridiplantae; Streptophyta; Magnoliopsida; Cucurbitales; Cucurbitaceae. Gene Ontology annotation, molecular function: protein binding.
UUUACGUCACUUCCUUCUUUGUUUUGUCACUGUAUUGAUCAUUUGUAACUUUGUUUCGUAACUUUUGUUGAAGGAUGUAAUUCACUUCAUAUUUAUGCAUUUUAUUGUAUUUAGCAUUUUUUGUGUUAAAUUUACAUAUAUCCUAAAAUGUAUUUAAAAAAAUAGACGUAUUCCCAACUCGCUCCGUGCUUCUUAGGGUGUUAUAAUCUUCUCUUUCGUUUUUAGUGAUUUUCAUGCUAUUUUAUUUAUUUCUCCUUUUUUUUCAGUUUACUCAUUCAGCAAGUUUAUUUUGUGUUAAUAACUUCAUUGUUAUCUUGUUAUACCUCUCAAGGGAAAUAAAGGAAGGUAUAUGGUUCAUGAUUAUUCCAUUUCCUCAUGUGUUUAUUUUUUUAUUUUUUUAUUAUUCUAAAUUUCAGAAUCAUGGGAUUGUCAAAUAUCAGAGAUCUACUGACAUCUUAUAGCUCUGAUUUGCAUUUCUUUGCUAUCAGCUCUGGAGAUGGUCGAAUUAAGAUAUGGGACACAUUGAAGGGCCAGAUACAGGCUGAAUUUGCAGAUUUCUUUACAUCUAAUUCAACGAGCAUACUCACGAAACCAGAAAAAGGGCAUCUAUCAAUUGAUUACAAAUGCAUGAAGUGGUUGUCAUGGGAAAAAAAGAGAAAAAGAAAGCGCCAAUGUUCGUUGUUAUUGUUAGGAACUGGUAGUGGGGAUGUGUUGGCUCUUGAUGUAUCAGCUGGUGAAUUGAAGUGGAAAAUAAGUGAUUGUCAUCCUGGGGGUGUUACUACAAUUUCAUUUCCUACUCAUGGUCAAUGCAUUUAUACCGCUGGUGCCAAUGGAAUGCUAUGCGAAAUUGAUUCUUUGACGGGAAACCUGCUGAGGAAGUUUAAGGCUUCCACAAAGCCAAUAUCUUGUAUUUCUGUUUCACCAGAUGGCAAGAUAAUAGCAACUGCAGCUGCACAAAUGAAGAUCUUCAAUUGUUCUGACCACAAAAAGAUACAAAAGUUUUCUGGUCAUCCUGGAGCAGUUCGAUGUAUGGUUUUUACUGAAGAUGGGAAAUACAUCCUCUCGUCCGCUGUUGGUGAAAGGUAUAUUGUGAUUUGGAGUUUAGGUGGAGAGAAAAAGCAGUCAGCUAGUUGUGUUCUUGCAAUGGAGCACCCUGCUGUCUUUGUGGACRGUAGGUGCAUGAAGAACGGAGCCGGUGAAACUACUCUAAACAUUUUGGCUAUAUCAGAAAUUGGUGUUUGUUAUUAUUGGUAUGGACAGAAUCUUGAGGAGUUACGAAAUGCCAAGCCUACUAAAGUAUCAAUAUCUGAUAAUGAUAUUUCCUCCAAGAGUAAAAAAUGGGCGAUACCUGCAAUUUACACAGCAAAAUUACACGGAAUUCCUAAACCUGGCUCGGUGCAAGUGUUCCUUGCACAUGGGUUGCCAGUGAAACCAUGCUUUCAGACUGUUGUGGUGCAUUCUGGAACUGACAUUAUCUUAAGCAGCUCCCAUGAUGGAAUUCUUCUACCAAAUCAAUCGAUUGGAAAGUUCAAGAAGGGCUUAGAUGUACAGGGUGGAGUGGUUGUAUUAGAUCGAGCUAAUGUCGAAGAUGCCUUACGUCCCAUUCCGAAGGUUUUCAAUUCUCAAGAGAAAAGCACCUUAUAUCAAGAUUUGCAAGUCGGCCGCAAUGAAGUAAUGACUCAAUUAGUCGACAACAGGAGCCGAUCAGAAGACGAUGCUGGAGAAGAGGGCUCUACAGCAGUUUGCAUUGAGGACCAACUUCGAUCGCUAGGCAUACUGAACACUACAGAUGAUCAUACAUCUGAAUCCAUCCUGAAGUCUACAAUAUUCAAGGGCAUCGAUCUCGAAGCUAAUAUGUCGCAGAAAAAAUUAAGAGAGGCAGUCUUAUCAUUGGCACCAGUCGAUGCAUGCAAGUUACUCAGAAACUUGGUUAACAUCUGGCAAUCCAGGUUGCGUAGCGGAAAGAAUGUUCUACCAUGGAUUUAUAGUUUAUUGUUGAAUCACAGCCAACAUGUCUUGUCUCAAGAACAAUCGAAUCAGAUACUUGAUUCUCUAUUUAAGAUUACUAAAUCCAAAGAAACUGCGGUUCAGCCUCUACUUCAAUUAUCAGGUCGCUUGCAACUGGUAUUGGCACAAAUUGAAAGGGCAUCGGCCAACAUAACCGAUCCAGCGAUACAACGCGGUCCCGUAAUAGAUGAAAAUGAGAGUGACGAUGAUGAUGAAGAAGUCGAUGAUGUUCUUUACGGGGAAGAAGAAUAUGAAUCUGAGUUGAGUAGUGAUGRUGAGAAUUAGAUUCUUUUUGUAAUGUUGUAAUGAUCAAUUUUGGGUAAUCAAAUAGGCUUUAAUUAUAUGCUUGGCUGUUAUUUUGUAACGAUUGAUGAUGAAUUUUGGCAAUGUGAGUCAAAUUUUUUACAUGUAAAAGUAAAAUUAACUCUUCUUUAUUCA